AUGAUUGCGCGUCCACCUGUCGAAACAGCUAUCGAGUACGGUGAUCCGACGAAUUUCUGGGUCGAAUAUCCUACUGGACUCGUUGAUCUGUCGAGGUCACAACACUUGGAUGAGAAGAGUCUGGAACCCAAGGCAUUGGAAGACGCACAGCUCGAGAUUGCGGUGGAUGGGGGGAGGACCAUCAGGAUUGACAAGGCAAAGACUGCGGUCGUGGUCAUCGACAUGCAAAAGAAUUGGGGCUUGACGGAACACGAACUCAAAACCAUUCCUCCGUCGCUUGUCCGCGGGUUCAUGAAGAACGGAAGAGGAGGAUUCGGCGCGGAUCUUCCUGGGAACUGGGGUCGAUUGCUCAUGCGCGGGGCUGCCAACUCUGAUCUAUACGGGCCAUUGCAGGACGAGUAUCUCAAGGGAAAGGAGUUGGAAACUGACGUGUGGAUACAUAAGAAUAGAAUGAGUGGUAUAUGGGGAUACCAGACUGCUCUGGACUUGUAUCUCGAGCAGCACGGCAUCAAGACAUUGAUAUUCGCUGGCGUAAACGCAGACCAGGUAGGUUUACCCUCGCUGUGUAAUAUGCUUAUACUGACUUGGUCUCCACUUCGAAGUGUGUCCUGGGCACGGUCGUCGAUGCCUAUUAUCGCGGUUACGAUGUCGUUCUGA
Messenger RNA from Stereum hirsutum FP-91666 SS1, 657 nucleotides. RefSeq lists its product as uncharacterized. The coding region runs from base 1 to 657 and encodes 218 amino acids. The transcript is spliced from 3 exons. Lineage: Eukaryota; Fungi; Basidiomycota; Agaricomycetes; Russulales; Stereaceae. The record is from RefSeq and is a predicted model, not a curated record.